This is a messenger RNA of Pelobates cultripes (western spadefoot toad), 24877 nucleotides long. The record is from the annotation of a GenBank genome assembly. NCBI's taxonomy places the organism in Eukaryota, Metazoa, Chordata, Amphibia, Anura, Pelobatidae.
UACCUAUGGAAGGUAACUCGCCUAUCUCUCUUAGAGUUGUUGGUGCAGCCAAAGGCUGCGCAGCUAGUGGGCAUUGCUAUUACAUCCACUGGUCCCAAACCUACUAGGUUUCAUCCACGUCCUUAACCAACAUGGCUGACACAAGCUUCAGUGGGUCACGUGGUUACAUCUUGUUUCUCAACCCAGUGACGUAACUGCAGUUUUUAAGGUAGUCCAUUGUAAUUUGAUGACAGGCAGAGUUCGAGCUGUUUAAUGUUCCAUUCCUCAUCCAGCUUGUUCAGCAGCCUUCUCCUCAACCCCAGCAUGCACAGAGAGCUCUCACACUGACUGACAGACUUAUCUGGGAAAUAGCAAACCUUGACAGCAGCUCAAAGGUCUCUGUACAUUGGACCUGCCUGGGAGCCUGCGAGGGGACAGAGAUACACCAGGAGCCGGCUGACAAAGUAAGUCAUUCAUUGUAGCAACAUGGAGGGGUGAAUCCAGCCUGUAUAAAGAUCUGACAUGAAACGGAUUGCAAAAUAUCUAUUAUUUUAUUGAGAUCCUUCCUGCUGUGCCAGGAUAUAUGCCUGGUACCCUAUAGGAGACAUACCAAGAACUGCUCUGUACUCCAACAUAGGGGUGCUGAUGCAAUCAUACACAGUGCAAUCAUCAGCACCGGUCCUUAUAUCCCCAGUCAGACACAGCACUGCAUUCAUCAGCUACUCAAUGGAUUAAAUCAUGCACUCCACCUUCAAUGAAAUAUUGCUAUUAUGAUGGACUGAAGCAACUUGGACAUACUUCACUCAGCAGGUCACUGAGUGCAUAAAGCUUAUGCAAGAUAUUCGAAUAUAGAAUGUUUGCUAGUUCUGCUAAUCAUAGGGGUAAAUCAUGAUUAUGUAACUGCAGAUGUGGACUUUGCGUGUGUGCAUAUGUAUGUUUGCAAAUUCCAAUGCCCUCAAUUUCAAACGAGAGUUACGUCUUUAAAAAAAAAGAAAAACGAUUUGACUUAAAAUAAUUUAGUUGUAGUAUAUGAUCAUAUAUUUCAUAAGCGUGCCACUAUUUGCAGAGUAAUCUAUUUUUUUGCAAGUUCUACUAUAUUCUAACUUAAUGCCCACUUUUUAUAUUAUUAACCCACUUACAUGGGACAAACAUGUAGCAUAUAUUAUAACAUUAUUUUGCAUCAGUGGAUGUCCACAUGUUAAACCCCAGGGGCAUGACAAUGUCAUUUCCAGUUCUAACUCGGUAAUUCACUAAAGCUGACUUGGAUAUUUUUUUUCUAGUUUGAAUAUUUGGACAUUUAAUGUGAAUUCCCAAUAAUAAUCACUGUAGUGUAUAACCUUGCGUAAUAUAUAUAUAUAUAUAUAUGUGGUCUGUGUAAAUUGUACUGUCUUUUUCAGUCAGUAAUAAUUUCUGCAUGUGCCAUUUAAGCACAAUAUAUAUUCUAACUUUAAAUCCUGCAUCUUCCAAGAGAGUGACCCCAGCAGUAGAGAUCCCUGUGUCUAAUAUCACACCUAGAAAGUUUAACAUUUUUAUAUGCCAGAUAAACUCUCUGAUGAGUCCAGUGCAUCCAAUUAAUGUCAGAUAUUCAUUAAUUGCUGUUAGAUUUAUAACGAUUUUAUGUGUUACCUAGUAUUGAAGUGUCAUGAACGUAUGUGUAUAUUUCUUUUGUUUUCUAAUUUGUGAAUAUGAUAUUUUUACAUUGUAAUUUAUAUUUUUCAUUUGCAUGUUUUAUGUUUCAUGUCUUGGUUUUCAUGAUUUUGAUUCAUCUGCGCUUGCACAGUCUUGUAUUGGCAAAAUUAUCCAACUUGCUUUAAUAUUUUUGGAUAAACUUUAAAAUUGUUUUUUGAAGAUAUUAAAUGUAAAAAAAAAAAAUUUAAAAAUACAAAAUCAUUUUAAAGUGUAUCACAAAAUAUUAUAGCGAGGCCAAAAUUUGAGCUUAGUAUAUCAUUUAUAUGUAAAGGAAUAAUAUAUCCCUGCACUCAGACUUGGCAAAGGUCCUAAAUAUCAAAACCGAUAAAUAGCUAUUGGAAAAAUAAGGAGCAUUGUCAAAGUAUGCUGAAUUUGACAUUUCGACAGCUUUUCAUUUAAUAAAAAAACCUUGAACAUACAUACACAAGGUUACUUUCUAAACUAUGUAGAAUUGUAGCAAAUUGAAAUCCAGAUUGCAAAAUUGAGGCCAAAUAGUAGUUGCGACUAUAUGUGAGUUGGAACUUUUAUCCUGUUCAGUUUAGUUAAAGGAAGACUCCAUGCACUAUAACCACUGCAGGACACUGUAAUAGUUAUGUUACCAGGACUGCCAUGCUCUCCCCCUCCCGCUCCCUUCCAUUGUAUUGAGGUUAACAGAUUUAGAACAGCUUGAUUAUAUCCCUGGGCUCCGUCUGGUUCCUCUCUCCACCUAAUCUAAAGCUACAGGAGAACUGGAAGCUCUGUCUGAAGCUGUCAUCAAAUAGCUAGCCCUACACUGCAAGGUUUAGCUCAGGAGAGCAAAUGGAAGCUUCUAAGCUUCUGGCUCUCCCACAGCUGCAGUGCAGGGGGGGCAGUGUACAGGGUACUCUUGCUACCUUAACAACCACAGUUUGCUUUUUUUCCCAACAAUGUUUAAAAGGUAAAUUUCAGCUUACCCCAACUCCUUUUUAGUUAAUAAACCAUUAAUAUUCUUUUUCUUGACUGUACUGUACAUUACAUACCUUGUUUAGUCACCUAUCAUUAAGCCAUGUUUUAUUUCCUGUCAAAACAAGCAAGUGCCCAAGAAUGACCACCCUCUCCGAGUUAAAGGAAAUCUUCCGCAGUGCAGAUGCAGUGUGCUUCGAUGUUGACAGCACGGUCAUCAAAGAGGAGGGCAUCGAUGAGCUGGCAAAGUUCUGUGGAGUGGGUGAUGCUGUUGCCGAAAUGUAAGUAUAGCUCAGUAAGUAUAGUUAGUUUGUUAUUUUUACAGUUUUUUUUUAGUUGUUACUAAAUCAAAGGUUGCUUUGCCACAGUUAGUUUACAAUGCUUUUUUGAAACCAUACACUAUUGUUAUUCAUAGAAACAUAGAAUGUAAGGGCAGGUGGCCCAUCUAGUCUGCCCAAUUUUCUAAAUACUUUCAUUAAUCCUUGGCCUUAUCUUAUUCCCAGGCAUACUUAAACUCCUUCAACCCCUGCUCAAGUUUAAUCACCAAAGACACACCCCAGACGGGACUUGAUCCCACAAUCCCUGGCUUAGAAUGCCAGUGCUUUAUCCAUUAGGCCAUUGGGGCUUGAUGUUCAUUAAUGCUUAAUGUUGUGUACACCUUUUUAUUUAAAGGAACACUCUAAGCAACAUAAUUUGUACAGCUGUGUAUAGUGAGUAUGCUGUCAAUAGUCUGUGGGUGUUGUCCACUAUAUUUUUGUCAAAUCAUUUGGAAGCAGUUUGACAAAAAGCAGGAUCCCUCUCCCCCCACCCCCCCAGAGACUACCUUAUCGUUGGAUAACUUGAUAUUGCAGAAUUUACACUUAUCAAUUUUAUCCUACCUUGAUGGCAGUAAGGGAUGAGAGCUCUCACAUACAGUUUAACAGAAAACAGGGUUUGGUUCCACUGUAAUGAAGAGAUACAAUUGGUUUAAAAGAGCCCCUGAAGGUGGCUGUUUCAAACCUAUGGCCUACAACAUGUUGGUGCCCUUUGCCAUUCCACUGGCUUGUAGAAGAAAUUUAAGGGAAUCUUUCAUGACAAACACAACUUAAUCUUAAAUGGUAUAGGAUCUAACAGAAUUGUUCUAACAGAAUUGCUAACAAAUGUCUAGUUUUCUCUAAAGAGGGUUUAAAAACAGGUCUGCUCUCAGUCAGUUCAAUCUGUGCCAUUCCUAUGCCGAUCGGCACAGAGAUAAGAAGGCUGUGUUCUGCAUGUCUGUUAUUAGGGAAACCUUCCUCGAUGCGUAUCUCCUGCUUGAAUCCAGCCUAACGGAAAGAAAUUCCUGCAAGAGGAAAUCAGCUCUGUGUGAGAGCAGAACAGGGAGAGGAGAAAAACAACCAAGCAUUUUUAUUACAGCACCUAUGAACAGGCAAUCUUAGAAUGAGUGUUUAUGAGUGCAACUCACUUGCACUGUAAGUUUUUCUGUCUCUAUGGAGAGCGCAUAAAAGGGGGACUACUGUCACAUGUUUGUGUUUUAUGCAGAAAUACUAAUACUGUUUUUAGUCACAUCCUAUACCAGGCUGUUUUGUUACAGCAAGAGUAUUCAAUGCAAAUUGUUUCAUCAGUAUAUGGAGUAGCACACAUUGAAUAAAUGGACCAAAGUCUAAUUUUGGUUUGUGGAUUAGUUUUCAUUUUAUUAAACAUUUUUUACGUGCGUCAGUAUUCCAACAAUUUCUGUCAGUUUCAGCAAGAUCAUAUAUUCAGUAACAGCAAGUUUGUUAAGUUAACAAGUUAGUAAAUAUUUCUCUAAUAUGUUUAGAAAAUGCCUCAUAUGGCUUAUUUUUCCUCUGUGUGUGAUAAGCUCUCCUGCUGUAUUUCCAUUCCACAUAUCCCACAUGUCACUGAUUUAGUUCUUUAGAAGUGGAAACUUGUCUUUUCUCUGGCUGGCUGCACAGGGGAAGGUGGCAGACUGCCAGAAAUCUAGCAGUGUUCACCCAUACUUUGCAAAUCAUGCGGGCAUAUUGGUACCCUGGGAACAUUUUUUUUUUUAUACCACAGACAAGGAAUAAUUCAUGGAUGUCUGAUCCUGUUAUGAUGUCAAUUGUAGAGCUUGUCAUCAGACACACAAGAGAGCAAAAAAAGUAAAAAAAAAACCAAACAAACACAAAAUUCAAUUUCUAGGAGCUGCUGUAACCAAGACAGUUCCUAAGUCUCCAUGAACAUCACUCGCUGCACCAAAGCAGGGAACACAAGAGAGACUAACUAUUAGUUUUCAAACAUUGUCUGGCACAAGGCAUGUGUAUAUAGCUGAAGGAUCCUGACAUUUACUAAAGGUUGAGAUGAGUUUUACCUCAUUUUUACUUAUUUCUACAUAUCCUUCAUUUUAAAUAAAAAUACAUGUCCAUUCAAAACUUCAUAAAUGGAUUAUUAUUUUUUUUAAUUCUUUUUUGAUGUGAUGAUUGUCCUAUAUGUUGUGUUUGUUGCCAAUUUGCUUACUUAUCCUGUUUCAGGACACGCAGAGCAAUGGGAGGGUCUCUGACAUUUAGAGCAGCCCUUUCAGAAAGACUGUCAUUAAUCCGGCCCUCGAGGGAACAGGUGCAGGCUCUGAUAACAGAACAUCCUCCGAGGCUCACAGAGGGUAUACGGUGAGUUACUGCUUUGUGCAGUGCUUUAUAGUUUCAGGAGGGUUUCAAUGUUUUCAGUUUGGUAGGUAUUUUGCUUGCGUUUUCUUACACUCAAGGCACUUUAUCACAGACUGCAAAUAAUAAACAUAAAUGCAUUACUUUACCUUAACUUAAGGACACGUGAUGGAAAUAUUCCAUCAUGAUUCUCUUUUAUUUCAGAAGUUGUGUCCUUAGGGGUUAAAAAAGCCCUUCCAUUUCAAAACCUUUUCUCCUAAAAAGCCUCCAAUAGUACUUUGUUUUUGUUUUUUUACUAAGAAAAAAGUAUGCCGGUCUUUCUUCCUCAAUUCCAGCAAUGUUUUUAGUGUUAAUUCCAUUUACCUUUCUAGUCUGGGCAGUAUUUCGAUAUUACUGUAGCUGCUAUAUAUUUGGUUUUAAAGCCUAUAAAGUUUUUAAAAAUACCAGCCAGAUAAUAAUAAUAAUAAUUUAGAUAAAUUAUUCUUUGUGAUCAUAUAUUACACAAGUCUGUCACUAUUAGCAUAGUAUCUCAUAUUUGGCAGAUUCUAUUCUACCAACCUAAUGGCUGCUCUAAGUAGAUAACCCACUUGUAACGUUUAUUAGUUUUAUUUAGAAGAGUGCCUACAGAACCCAAGAUUGCAAGUAUACACUAUAUGGCCAAAAGUAUGUAGGCACCUCUACUAAUUAUUGACAUUACAGUCCAUAAAUCACAUAAAUUCAGCACUUUUAACACCUCCCACCUUUCUAGCAAAUAGCAAAGUGGGGACACUGCCUCACUUUCUUUGAACCAUAGUUUAUAGUGGAAGUCUGUGCUUCUCAUAGAGAAGCAAUGUUUUCAAUAUUUCUCCAUGGAAGGCUUUAUUGGUGGAUGUAGGCUAUUGCCAUUCAUACAGUGUCUCCCACUGUUUCUCUAUAAAAAUCGUAUGAUUGGACACAGGUUAUCAGUAAUGAUCACUAUACCAUAGACAGAUCAGAGCUGCAAUGAGAAGACUCUAUUGGUGCUGGGAUAAAAGUGAGUUUACUUGACUUGAUUUUUAACCAAUUCAGUGCUGAAAUAGGGUGUCAGUAAUCUAAACAGAACUAAGAAACCUAUUAAAAUAUAAAUAUAUAUAUAUAUAUAUAUAUAUAUAUAUAUUCAUCUGUUUUUUGGUGGGGUUUUUUUCUGAGUGUUCAAUUACGGGUAUAGUUUAUUCUUUAACAUAAUAAUUAUGGUUAUGGUGAUGUUUGGUGUGUAAAUUUUAAAAUGAAAGGCUGCAGAAAAGUGUAUAGUCAUGACUGCAAAUGCAGAAUCUAAAAUUAUAAACGUCUAUUCACAUGAUACGGGAAAGAAACACAUUCUUUAAAGACCCACAAGUCCACAUAUGAGAGCUCUAACAUGUUAACGUGGAUCUGUCCUCCUCAAAACACUUGUAGACAAAUUCACCUUCAGAUGAGCAAUACAGUAAUUAUGUCAUCCCUAACUUUGUUGCAAUUUCUAAUCUUUCAAGGGAACUUGUUCGUAAACUGCAUCAGAGAAAUGUCCAGGUGUUCCUCAUAUCAGGUGGAUUUCGGAGUAUUGUGGAGCACGUGGCUACAAAAUUGGAUAUACCUUUGGGAAAUGUUUAUGCAAACCGACUCAAGUUCUACUUUAAUGGUAUGUUAAGACUUUUAAAGUUAAAGACAGAUGCUAAAAUCUUUCUUCACAAAAGUCCUAAAGAUCUAGCAUAACUACUAUAUUUUUUUUGACCAAAUGUUUGACUAUCCUGUUUGACAUAACACGUAUUUCUCAUGGUCUGUUUAAUACAAGUUUGAUAUGAUGUAUCAAAUUUGGUAUAAGUUGUCCUCUUCCUGCAUACAUGUAUCAUUUACAAAUGUGUUACUUCUUUUUUUGCAGAUUGAGACAUUUUAUUGUUAAUAUAAAAACCAGUGCUGUUUUAAAGGUCAGCUGUCUUUGAAACCAGUGUUUGCUUAAAAAAAAAUCUCCUUUGUGUUCACACCUUCACACUUCUCGCACCAUAACAACUUUGUUGGAACAAAGUUUUUAUGGUCUCAGGAGGUCCCUAGUGCUGGUUUAACCUCAAAGUCUUCUCUACAGCACUGUUUAGCUCUGCUCCUGUACUUCCACUUUGUCAAUGGUUAAACCCCUAAUGGGAAGCUGGCACCAUGGAUCUCUGGGCAACAUGGGAACAUGCGUGUACUCCUGGCAGGCAAAGGGAAUAAGGUGGAGGGAGUGGGGAUGUAGAGGUAGAGAGGGUUUUUUGAAAAUAAUAAAAAAAACUUCCGACAUCAGAGGAAGGCGGGAGGGUGAGCGAGGAUAGUUAAAAUAUUCUAACAUCUGGCGGCAGCGUGCAGUAUGCAUUAAAGACAGACAUUGAAUAUGUACAGAAUUUACAUUAGGCAGCCUGGAACAGAGUUCUGGGCUGCCAAUGUCACGUGUGCUGGGCUGCCAAUGUCACGUUUAGCUUCCAGCACACAAUUAAAAUAUCUCUGUAUGUGCAAGCACAAAUACUGCACGUAUGUACUCCUUCCAUCUCGACCACUUGUAAUCACUGAAGUGGUCAUGGUGGUUAGAGUAAUCCUUUACAUGUAUGUUUUUCAUGCUCCUACUACUUGUAAAAUAUUUUAUUUUUAGAAAGGUAUUUUUCUUCACCUAUGACUCUGUCAGUACUAAAGUUUCUCUUACAUUACAACAACAUUGGAAUUUUAGGGCGUAAAUUGCAGCUAUUUUGAUAUAGAAACAAAAAAAAGAAAAUAAACAAAAGCAGCACCAUGAUGAUUUUUUCAUAAAAAAAUCUUUUUAUGAAACAAUUCUAAAUGUUCCAAAUAAUUCAUCAAAGUGGUAGUGUUGGCAGUUAGGACCUACCGACUGACACCUUUUGUACACAGAGUUACUUACCCAAAUGCCACUCUAUAUUAUUAACGACCCUAGCAAGCAGAGGUUAAACUAAUAAGGUUAUUAACUAAAGCAUGAAUUGUUGGGAGUUCAGAGUAAAUUCAGAGUAAUUUUCAAAUUUUAGGUCAAUAUAUAACAGUAAUUCAUUAAAGUGAUCCAAGGAUAUAAAAUCUGAGGAGCACAACAAAAGUACACCAAAACUGAUAAAAUAGCUGAAUUGAGAAAGUUUACAUUUUGGCUAUUUUAUUCUGAUAUUUGGGAUUCCAGACAAUACACACUUUAGUGAACAACAAUGUAUCAUAGAAGUUUAUGAACACAAAUAUAAUAAAGAAGUGGUACCGGGGGAGUGGGGAAGGAGGGACAUAGCUUCCUCUGAUUGCAUCAUUUUGGCAGCUAGGAGUUGCUAAAUUUCUCAUUAGAAUUUUCUAAAAAGGAUAUAAGACUCUUCAUGCAUUGAUGCCACUUGAUAAUAAUCUCAUCAAAAUAAUGCUGCCCUUCAAGUUUUAAUUUAGCAGAUGUACAAUUCCUUCGGUUCUACCAAGCAUGAAAUUUAGAUAAUUUGUGUGUACUCAGCUUUUUGUUUGGAAGGGUGGUUUUUGGGCCAGAUAUGAUUCCAGUAUGAAGGCAGCUGGACAUAAGGCACAUAACUUCCAUUAAGAUCCCUAUAGCUUGGGGGCACUUGAAAUAAUAACCUCAAUUCCUAUUGCUUUAUAUCAGCAUGAAUCUGUAAUGGAAAGCGGAUUAGUAUAUUUAAUCAUGCACACCCAUGGAUUUGUUUUGCAGGAGAGUAUGCAGGAUUUGAUGAGUCUCAACUAACGGCAGAGUCUGGUGGGAAAGGAAAAGUGAUUGGUUUACUAAGGGAAGAGUUUGGAUUAAAAAAAAUAGUGAUGAUUGGUGAUGGUGCUACUGACAUGGAAGCUUGUCCCCCAGCAGUAAGUAUAACAACUCCAAUCCCCAUAACAACUCAAACAAAACUAACUUUACAGAAAAUGAUUCCUUAUCCUGAAUCUUAGAACUAUGAAAUCGUCUAAAGGAAAAAAUAUUUAAAAUGUUGUUACAAUCCGCUGCAAACCUGUCUCAGACCAAUAAUUAGAUCCCAUCUUGCCGCUCCUUUAGUUGGAUUUCACGUUUAAUUUUAUUGUCAUGUUAUUGGUCAGUCAAUCAUUGUAACUUAACUCUGUCCAACAGCAUCUGAACUCCACCCACUCUAGCCCACAAUUGUGUAAUUCUGUCUCUUUCCAAGCCCACAAUAUUGUAAGCUUGCCUCCCCAGAAUUCUUAAGUCUGCUUUUAUCUGCUCCUACCAAGACCAUGAGUCCAGUUAAUGAGCUCCACCUGUCAGACAAUGCUACAGUGCCUUUGUGUCUGCUUUGCUUACAGUUACAACCCACAUAUUAUGUCGCAAAUAUAUUUUCAUUGUAUAUACACUAUGUGGACAAAAGUAUUGAGACACCUGACCAUUACACCAACAGGAACUUUUAUGACAUUGUAUUCUAAAUACAUACACAUUAAUAUGUAGUUGGUCCCCCCCUUUGAGGCUAUAAGAGAUUCCACUCUUCUGGGAAGGCUUUUCACAAGAUGUUGGAGUGUUUCUGUGGGAAUCUUUGCCCAUUCUUCCAGUACAGCAUUUGUGAGGUUAGGCACUAAUGUUGGAUGAGUAGGCCUGGCUCACAAUCUCUGUUCCAGUUCAUCCCAAAGGUGUUCGAUUGGAUUGAGGUCACAGCUCUGUGCAGACCAGUCAAGUUCUUCCACACCAAACUCAUCCAACCAUGUCUUUAUAACCAUGCUUUGUCAUGCUGGAAUAGAAAAGGCCCCUUUCCCAAACUGUUACUGCAAAGAUGGAAGCAUAGCAUUGUCCAAAAUGUCUUGGUAUGCUGAAGCAUUAAGAUUUCCCUUCAGUGGAUGUAAGGGACCUUGCUUAACCUGUGAAAAACAGCCCCAUACCAUAAUCUUUUCUCUACCAAACUUUACAGUUGACACAAUGCACUCAGGCAGGUAAUGUUCACCUGACAUCUGCUAAACCCUGACUCGUCCAUUAGACUGCCAAACAGAGAAGCAUGAUACAUCACUUUAAAGAACACGUUUGCACUGCUCCAGAGUCUAGUGGUGGCAUGCUGUAAACCACUCAAGUCAAGGCUUGGCAUUGUACUUGGUGAUGUAAGGUUUGGAUGCAGCUGCAUUUAAACCCUGUUCCAUGAAGCUCCCACCACACAUUUCUGUGCUGAUGUUAAUGCCAGUGGAAGUUUGGAACUCUUCAACUAUGGAAUUUGCAGAGCAUUGCCGAUUUCUGCUCACCGCGUGUCAGGAAACUGACAGGGAUCCAAUACGCAGAGUGCGCACAGAAGGAGGUACGUAUACCGGACCUUAGAAUGGCCGGACUAACGUAAGGACAAAGCAAGAAUAGUCAAAAGGUAAGCCGAGGUCAAGGGAGCCGGAGGACAGGUAAGCGAGAUACAAGCCGAGUCAAAGGAGAGGAGAGGACAACAGGACAAAAGGCAAGCAAGGGUCAAAACCGGAAACACUAGAUAAAGAACGCGCUGAGUGACUAGCAAGCUAGAACCACGACAGGGCAAUGAGCAGUAGUAAAGGUUUCCUUUAAAUACCCUGUUACCUAAAUAGAGACCACGCCCCCAAAAGGUCCGGAAUAGCGGUUCCCGGCACUUUAUGCAAAUGCCGACGUCAUGACGUCGACGCUAGCCGUCGCGUCAUAAAAGGGGGAGGAGCUAGCGCGGCCGGCGCGAAAACGGCCGAAAUAUGCCGAAAUGCUAGGGGAAGGGAGCCCCUAAGCAGAGAGGAUGUCCUCCCUGGAUACAUUACCAACAGGUACCCUGACAGUACCCCCCCUUCUAGAAACGCCCACCGGGCGGAUGGGACCUGGCUUAGAAGGAAAACGAACGUGGAAGGCCCGUAGAAGACGAGGAGCAUGCACGUCUAUACCAGGAACCCAAGACCUCUCUUCUGGACCAUAACCUUUCCAGUCUAUGAGGUAUUGCAGCUUCCCCCUAGAAAUACGAGAAUCAAGGAUGGACUUGAUGAUAUAUUCCUCCUGACCAUCCACACGGACCGAGGAUGGAGGAGUAGAGCGGGAGGAAAAUCUGUUACAAACAAGAGGUUUCAAUAAAGACACAUGAAAAGAGUUAGGGAUGCGUAGAGUAGGAGGUAGAUCCAGCAAAUAAGAAACCGGGUUGAUCCUCCUCAGUACCCUGUAAGGACCAAUGUAACGAGGAGCAAACUUCAAGGAAGGAACUUUCAGGCGAAUGUGUCUGGUACACAACCAGACCCUAUCCCCCGGAGAAAAAAUAGGAGCAGGACGUCUACGCCUAUCAGCAUGUGACUUAAACACCGCGGAACUACGUUCAAGAAUUUGUCGAGUCUGAUCCCACAACUUUCUCAGGUUGGCUAUAUGAAUAUCAACCGACGGUAUACCCUGGGAAGGAGACACCGACGGAAGAACAGUAGGGUUAAAGCCAUAGUUCAAGAAAAAGGGGCUAUUAUGAGUGGAACCACAAACAAGGUUGUUGUGAGCAAACUCCGCCCAAGGAAUCAGACCGACCCAGUCAUCCUGGUGUUCAGAAACAAAACAACGUAGAUAUUGCUCAAUUUUUUGGUUAGUGCGUUCGGCUGCUCCGUUAGAUUGAGGAUGAUAGGCCGAAGAAAAAUUCAGUUUGAUGCCCAACUGUGAACAGAAGGAUCUCCAAAAACGGGAAAUAAAUUGGGAACCCCUGUCUGACACAAUCUCAUUGGGAAUACCAUGUAAACGGAAAAUUUCUCUAGCAAAAAUCACGGCCAGUUCGGGGGAGGACGGAAGUUUAGGCAAGGGAACGAAAUGAGCCAUUUUAGUAAACCUGUCAAGGACCGUGAGUAUAACUGUAUGCCUAUUGGAAGCUGGUAGAUCAACAAUAAAAUCCAUAGCCAAGCAAGCCCAAGGUUUGUUGGGAACGACUAAGGGCUGCAAUAAACCACAAGGGAGAUCCCGCGGAAGUUUAUUCCUGACACAAACAUUGCAAGCCUUGACAAAGUCUUCCACAUCCCUACGUAAACCGGGCCACCAGAAGUCUUUGAGAUCAGGCAGUAAGUUUUGUGGAUGCCGGGGUGACCAGCGAUCUUGCUAUCGUGGAAACAGCGAAUAAUGUCCACUUGGAAUUUGGGAGACACGAACAAGCGGCCCACAGGAGUACGUUCGGGAGCAAGAGAUUGUUCGUUCUGAAUAUCAGCGAGCAAUGGAGAGUGUAUUUUGACAUUGGUGUUGGCGAUAAUAUUGACUUCAGGAAUAAUAGGGAACAAAGUAUCCUCUGUAGAGGUGGUAGGUUCGUGCUGACGUGACAAAGCGUCUGCUUUAGUGUUCUUAGAACCAGGCCUGUAAGUAAGCACAUAAUUAAAGUGUGUAAGGAACAUAGACCAACGUGCCUGCCUGGCAGAUAAUCUUUUGGCCUCCCCCAUAUACGAUAAAUUUUUGUGGUCAGUCAAGAUAGUAACUGGGAGGACGGUGCCCUCUAACAAAUGUCUCCAUUCCUUUAAUGCCAUAAUGAUAGCUAAAAGUUCUCUAUCACCAAUGUCAUAUCUCCUUUCAGUGUGUGACAGUUUCUUGGAAAAAAAACCGCAAGGGUGCAGCGGCUUAUCUAAACUUUGUCUUUGGGAUAACACUGCGCCUAUCCCUGUUUCAGACGCAUCAACUUCAAGUAAAAAGGGUAGAGAGGUAUCAGGAUGAACUAAUACAGGUGCUGAGGCAAAAGACUGUUUGAGCGUUUCGAAAGCAGAUAAAGCCUCAGUAGACCAGGUUUUGGUAUCGGCUCCUUGUUUGGUCAUAUUAGUGAUAGGAGCGAUAACAGAGGAGUACCCUUUAAUAAAGCGUCUGUAAUAAUUAGAAAAUCCAAGAAAUCUUUGUAUGGCUUUGAGUCCCUUAGGUAAAGGCCAAUCUAAAAUCGAUUUUAGUUUGGUCGGGUCCAUCAUAAACCCGUCUUUGGAAAUUACGUAACCUAAGAAAGUUACCUGAGACUGGUCAAAGCUACAUUUUUCCAAUUUACAAUACAAUCCAUGUUGUAAAAGUUUCUGUAAUACCUUUCUGACUUGUCUAUGAUGUGAAUUAAUGUCUCUAGAAUGGAUUAGUAUAUCAUCCAAAUAUACAAUUACACAUUCAUGUUGGAAUUCUCUAAGAACUUCAUUGAUCAAGUCUUGGAAGACGGCCGGGCGUUACAAAGCCCAAACGGCAUUACGGUAUACUCAUAAUGCCCGUAACGGGUAUUAAAUGCUGUCAUCCAUUCAUCUCCUUGUUUAAUUCGCACUAAGUUAUAUGCUCCCCUUAAGUCAAGUUUAGUAAAAAUACUCGACCCCUUUAGUCUGUCAAAGAGUUCAGUAAUCAAAGGAAUAGGGUAAGCAUUUCUGAUAGUAAUUUUGUUCAAUCCCCGAUAGUCUAUACAAGGACGUAAGGUACCGUCUUUCUUUUCUACAAAAAAGAAACCCGCCCCCGCCGGAGAAGAAGACUUUCUAAUAAAUCCCUUGUCUAAAUUCUCCUUGAUAUAUUCCUCUAAAACUAAGUUUUCCUUGGUGGAUAGAGGGUAUACCGUACCCCUGGGAGGCAUAGUACCAGGGAAAAGUUUAAUAGAACAGUCAUAAGACCGGUGGGGAGGUAAAGUAUCCGCCUUACCCUUGUCAAAUACAGAUUUGAGGUCUAGAUAUUGUAAUGGUAUCUGAACGUCUGUGGAUUGAGAAGUGUUAGCAUAAGAGUUCACGGGGCAAACAGAAGUAACUCUCUGCAGACAUUCUUUCCUACAACCCAUACCCCAAGAAACGAUUUCUCCACCCUCCCAGUCAAUCUGAGGGUUGUGUCUCUUGAGCCAAGAAUAUCCUAGAACCACUGGGACUGCCGGGGAGGAAAUUAACAGAAGGGAAAUCAACUCUUCGUGGAAAAUACCAACAGUAAGCUUAACGGGUUCGGUCUCAUGGAAUAUUACUGGUUCAGAUAAAGGUCUACCAUCUAUGGCCUCAACGGCCAAGGGUGUAUCUCUCAAUUGGAAUGGGAUACAAUGCAUAUUAGCGAAAGUUUGGUCUAUAAAGCUUUCUGCUGCUCCAGAAUCUAAUAAUGCCAUCGUAGUAAUAAACCCCUUUUCCCAAGCUAGAGAGACAGGAAUCAGAAGCCUAUGGUCUUUUUUAUUAUGCAUAGAGGACAGUAAUGAAACACCCAAGGCCCGUCCUCUAAGGGAACUUAGGUGCGAGCGUUUCCCGGACGAUUAGGGCAACUGAGACGUAGGUGACCUCUCAGCCCGCAGUAUAAACAGAGACCCUCCCUUCUUCUGUACUGUCUCUCAGCCUCAGAUAAGCGAGUAUUACCUAUUUGCAUAGGUUCUGGUAGAGUAGGAUUAUAGGAGUCAGGGUUCUGAAAUGAGGGAGCGAGUCUUACAGGAAGUCUAGUAACUCUUUCCCGAGUGUUCUGCCUCUGUCUCAUGCGUUCAUCUAUUCUGGAAAUGAAGGAUACUAAAUCCUCUAAAUUUUCCGGAAGUUCUCUAGUGGCAAUUUCAUCUAGAAUUUCAUCAGACAACCCAUUCAAGAAAACAUCCAUAAAAGCUUGUUCGUUCCAUUUCACUUCUGCUGCCAAUGAUCUAAACUCUAGAGCAUAUUCUACAAGGGUCCUAUCUUGUUGUUUAAGGCGUAACAGGGAUCUGGCCGCAUUAAUCUUCCUCCCUGGGGGGUCAAAGGUUCUUCUAAAAGCCGUGACAAACGCAGUGUAGUUGUAGACUAAAGGAUUGUCAUUCUCCCAAAGGGGAUUGGCCCAUCUAAGUGCUUUAUCUAUUAGCAGGGUUAUAAUAAAGCCUACCUUAGCCCUGUCAGUGGGGUAAGCCCGGGGUUGUAGUUCGAAAUGUAUACUUAUCUGGUUUAAAAAACCACGACAAGCAUCAGGCGAACCCCCAUAUCGUAAUGGUGACGUGACAUGGGAAGAUGCGCCUACAGUGGCUACUUCCAAACCAGUACUUAGCGAGUGGCUAGCAGUGGAACGUAUUUCUUCAGACUGGGUACUGGAGCGUGUCAACAAAGUUUGUAACGCUAAAGCCAUUUGGUCCAUUCUAUGGUCCAUGGCCUCAAAUCUGGGGUCAGGAGGACUAGCACCUGCAGGAUCCAUCAUGGCCCUGUCGUAAUGUCAGGAAACUGACAGGGAUCCAAUACGCAGAGUGCGCACAGAAGGAGGUACGUAUACCGGACCUUAGAAUGGCCGGACUAACGUAAGGACAAAGCAAGAAUAGUCAAAAGGUAAGCCGAGGUCAAGGGAGCCGGAGGACAGGUAAGCGAGAUACAAGCCGAGUCAAAGGAGAGGAGAGGACAACAGGACAAAAGGCAAGCAAGGGUCAAAACCGGAAACACUAGAUAAAGAACGCGCUGAGUGACUAGCAAGCUAGAACCACGACAGGGCAAUGAGCAGUAGUAAAGGUUUCCUUUAAAUACCCUGUUACCUAAAUAGAGACCACGCCCCCAAAAGGUCCGGAAUAGCGGUUCCCGGCACUUUAUGCAAAUGCCGACGUCAUGACGUCGACGCUAGCCGUCGCGUCAUAAAAGGGGGAGGAGCUAGCGCGGCCGGCGCGAAAACGGCCGAAAUAUGCCGAAAUGCUAGGGGAAGGGAGCCCCUAAGCAGAGAGGAUGUCCUCCCUGGAUACAUUACCAACAGGUACCCUGACACCGCGUGCCUCAGCACUUGUUGACCCUGGUCUGUAACUUUACAUGGUCUUCCAUUUUGUGGCUGAGGUGGUGCUAUCCCUAAACACUUCCAUUUUCCAAUAAUACCACUUACAGUUGACAGUGGCAAAUCUAGCAGGGAUGAAAUUUCAUAAAUUUGCAAAGGUGGCAACCUAUCACAGUACCAUGCUUAAAUUCACUAAGCUCUUUUUUUUUUUUUAUGUUUGUAAAUGCAGACUGCAUGGCUAGGUGCUUGAGUUCAUACAAAAACAAACAAUAUGAGAACUCUGAGAACGUACAAAAGCUUAGAGAAACGCAAUAGCUUGCCCUUCUGUAAAUCCCUGCUCAGGUCUGUAAAAGAAGGCCGAAACGAUCGUCUGGGGUUGCUGUAUCUCUCCUGCAGAGAUAAUAUGCUGGCAUUCUGGACUGCCUGUACGGGUAGGAUAUGCUUCAGAUAUAUUCUCUCUGUAAUGGCACAAGUGAGCAAAAACUAUUAUGAGUUCUCAUAUUUUUUUUUGCUGAUUUUAUACACCUGUGGCAAUGGGUCUGAUUGAAACACCUGAAUCCAAUAAUUAAGAUGUGUGUCCCAAUACUUUUGUCCAUAUAGUGUAGUUGCUGCCAUCAUCUCAAUAAAGGCAAUCACAUUUUUUUUAAAGGCAGACUAUGGGGGUAGAAAGUCAAGGCAAGAUAUAUAGGCAUAGACUCAGAGACUUGUAGGCAUAAUGUUUUUCUUGCCAAAGGCACAAGGGUAAAUACUCCAGCACUAUAAGGCCCUCUUCCCCUGAUUUUAACCCUUGCACAACACCUGUUCACCCACAAAACACAUACACGAUUCUGGCAAUAUAAUAAUAACCCUUUAUAUAUGAGCAUGACAUGUUCUUUAUUGAUCAUCAUCCUAGAAUGUUGAGGCUGGCAAAAUCCUUACCACUAAACACACAAGUGUUGGAGUUUUGAUUGCUCCAAAUACGUAAGACUUGGCCUCCCCCGCCGCACUUUGCCAACAACCCUCUAGAGGAGUUUAUCCCAUGUACUAAGUUCUACAUCAGCCCCCGUGUCUGGCACUGCACAGCUGUCACUCCCCAGGGGCCCUCCAAAGCCACUAAUCCACCCCCACGGUAAAUUAAACUGCUAUUUACCAAUUUUCACCAUUGCACGGCCAUAUGUAAACCAUUCCUGUUUAGCCUGUGUACUGAUCCUGCAUCUCAAGGGAGGGCUGGGAAGGACAUGCAUAUGGAGUCCUUCUCUUUCCGAUGAUUUGCAUAUAAUAUGAUUACAUUAACAACAAAAAUAUAAAAUUUCCAUAUAUUUUGAUAAAGGAACCAAAAAUAUACACAAAAAAGGUACAAGCAUUUACUAGGUGUUAAACAGCUACACAAGAAUAAAGACAAACGUUUCUGUGCAAUCUGCUCUAUCUCAAUGCAUUGUACAAUGAGAGGGCAAUUUGUUCAAAACGUUUGUCUUUGAUUCUCCACAUCAGAUUCUUGUGAUUUGCACCCAGCAAAUCCUUUUUUGAGUCUUGUGCCUUUUUUUUUUUACUUUUUUGGGUUCAGUUUAUGCACACCUUAUGUUGAGCAAAUAGUGCAGGUACAUUUAGGCAGCAGAGAAGUGAAUUUCUUCUGCUAUUUGAGGUUCUGCAGUAACCUAUUCUCAUCAUUUUAUUAUUGUAUGCAUAUUUUAUAUAAUACAGAUUAAACCACUUUGGAAUAUCUUAGAUGUCCUACCACAAAUAGUAUUUGCUUUAUAUAAUGUCUAUUUAUCGUUUAUAGGUUUAAUUAGAUCCACAUUUCUGGAAAGUAUCAAGGAAUCUGUCCUAGACAUGCCUUAACCUAGUUACUUGGUCUACUUUAUCCCGAACUGAAGCUAUCUGACUCUCCAUGUAGCAAAUUUCCUCAACCCUAUUUAGGCAUUAGUAAUAGUUGGUGACUUUUCUCCCCCUCCAAUGAAGAGGUAUCAAAAUUUUAGAUGCAUUAGUCGAAUGCCUUAAAGCAGAGCUUGCAAGACAGGAGCCAUAUUAAAAAAAAAAAAAAAAAGUAUAAAUAAAUAAACAACCCCAAUGAGGGUUUUAAACAACUGAAUGUUUAAAACCGGUGACUGGGCAGUCAUUGCUGCCCAGUUGUUAGAAAAGCCACAUCUGUAUGACCUGUAAAAUAACAGGUGGGGAUCAUUGAUACCCAGUCCCAUUGUUAUUAGGUGGUGGGAAGACAGAUCGCUGUCCACUUGCCCCCACAGGUGGACAGCAGGUGAGGGCUACUUACCCAUUAGUGCCAGUCAGGGCCGGACUGGGAAAAAUAUUUGGCCCGGGCCUUUUUCAAUCUUAGCGGCCCCCUGAGAAGGGGUCGGGGCCAGAGAGGGUGUGUUUUGUCAUCACUAAUGACAAGCAGGCCCCCUCUCAAAGUGAGCAUGUUAGUUCAAUGCACAGAGCCCUGCUGAAGAGCUCUAGCAUGAGAAAAAGGCCCUGUGUUUGUUCUGCGCAGCGCAAGCAAAUUUAAUAACAUGUCUCUGAUGUCUCCGUAAGUGGGAUACAAAAGGGCCAGGAAAGCGUAUCGUGCUAGGGGCUGUAGAUAGUGUAUGUGUAUAGGGGACAUAGUGUGUAUUGGGGAUGUAGCGAGUGUGUGCAUACAGGCUGUAGUGUGUGUAGGGGUUGUAGAGAAUGCUGCAAGUGUUUGCUAACAAGGAAUGUAGUGUGUGCAUAGGGGAUACAGAGUUUGUAUGUCAGGAAUGUAGUGUGUGUAGGUGGUGCAGUGUGUGUGUGUGUGUGUGUGUGUGUGUGUAGGGGAUCUAGUGUGUAAAGGACCCAGAGUGUGUAUAGGAGAUUGUGUGUGUGUGUGUGUGUGUGUGUAGAUUAGAUGAUGCAGAGUUGGGUAAGGGAUCUAGCGUGUAUCUGGAGCGUAAUGUGUGUAGUGGUGCAGUGUGAGGGGUGCUGUAGUGUGUGUGUGUGUAUAUAUAUAUAUAUAUAUGUGUGUGUGUGUUUGGAUGUAUUGUAUGUGUGAGGGUCGCAGUGUGUUGGGUGCAGCAUGUGUGUGUAAGAGGGGUGCUGUGUGUGUGUGAGGGUGUUCUUAUCUGCCAUCGCAUUCUGUGUCUAAUUCUCUUUGUCUGUUAACUCAUUGAGGGUUAUUUUAUAUAUUAUAUAUGUGAGGGUGCUGUGUGUGUCUGAGGGUGCUGUGUGUUUGUGUAAGGGUGCUGUGUGUUUGUGUAAGGGUGCUGUGUGUGUGCUGUUAGUGUGUGUGUGCUGUGUGUGUGAAUAUGUCUGGAGGGACAUAUUCUUACCUUUAGCCUGGGAGGGGGGAGCCGUGCAGCCAUGGAGGAGGGCCGUGCUGCAGCCCAUGGUGGUCCUAUUGGUGAGUGAACUCUAACCUGCAGGUUCUGGGGUAGAGUUCACUCUCGCGAGAUCUGAGCAUUGCCAUGGUAUCCGUAACGCUCCGACCUCGCGAGAGGAUCCCUCCCCAGCCAGCGGCAGCAUUACAGUGCCUGUGGGCCGGUGAGGGAGAUCUUUGAUCUCCCCACCAGCCCAUGAAGGCACACAACAGGGCAGGCACUCUGAUAGUGACGGCCCUGCAUGGGCCAGCCGGGGAGAUCCUGUGAUCUCCCCUGCCAACUUUGGCCCAUGGCCAUCGCGGCCCACAGGGCAUUUGCCCGGUAUGCCCGAUGGCCAGUCUGGGCCUGGCGGCAGUUGGAGUCUAAUGUAAUAUUAAGGCAGGGGAACUAGUGUCCACACACCAAUCCCGAGGUGGUGACAUUAGCAAUUUGUGGUGAUAAACAAUGGCUACACUCUUCCCUUGUACAUGGAUAUUCUUAUUAGAGCCCCCACCUUCCGCUAGUGGGUGGGGGCUGGGGACAUUAGAACCCACCCACUGACCGCAGAUGGGGCAGUAAUCUGUCCACAUCCCCCACCAUUAUUUAUGUUAAAUGAUCCCACCUGAUGCUCACAGGGAAGAAUAUGUCCACUCCUGUUAUUUUACAGGCCCCAUCCAAUGGGGAAGAGGCUUUUCUAGCGAUUGGGAAGCAAUUAUUUUCCCUUUUGCUAGUUUUAUUUUUUUUAUUUUAUUUUUUUUAAAAUCGUUUUUAUUUUUCAUAGAUGGUAAAAGUUAUACGAAUCAAUACAGACAUAAAUUGUGUCUCGGGCUCGCAGUCCCGUUUUGUGUAUGAAAGCAUUUUGAUCCGUUUCUGAUGAAAUAUAACGCAUUACAUCAAUCCCUUUUGCUAGUUUUAAACAUUUAGUAGAUAUACCUUCCCCCCCCCCAAAAAAAACAAACAAAAAAUUCUUAUUAAACUCCAUAGGUUUUUUUUUAUAUAUAUAUAUAUUUGUUUUACAUUUUUUUUAAUGUGGAGGCUGGCUAGCAAGCGCUGACCAGCUGCCACACUAUUUACCCUUGCUCUAGCGGAGGUAAACAACUAUUUUCCAGCUGGUUGGUAGCGCUGCCAGUGGUAACAUAGUACUUGAAAAUAUCAAAUGACUUGCACAAAGAAGGUGAACGAUAAUGUGCAUCCUGUUGGACAAAAUUAUGUGAUGUGUGUGUGUGUGGUUGAGUGUUGUGUGAGAGUAGUGUGUGACGUAUAAGUUUGUUGGGAAAGGAAGUUGUGUGUAUGGCUGUAAGUUUUUAAUUUGUCCCCCUCCUGCUUACCUUUUAGCAGGAAGGUGUUUAGUGGAAUGCACUUUAGGCAGGAUUUCUGCAAUACUUUGAGCCAAUGAGAAGUGCCACGACCAUGAGGGAGCUCGUAAAAUGGUCUGCACCUGACUGAGUUGCAGACCACAAUGCUCCCUUAAGGUAAGUUCGUUUUAGAGAGGGCUCCCUCACAGAUAGAGUUGGAGCUCUAGGCUCAUUUAUGGGACCAUCGAGCCCUAGGAGGCAGCCAAUACUGCCUGAUGGGUAAUGUGUCUCUGUAGCAGGGAUUUUUUUCUAGCCUUUUACCAAAAGACCAGCAUUAGAGUAUCUAAUCUUAUUUGCAUUACUCCAUAUUAUUUUUAUACCUCUGAUGGUAGAUUUUAUAUCCAGACAGUUUGAUGAGGGAGAAGUAAGAGGAAAUAAGGUGAGUGACAAGUUUUGCAGGAAAAAAAAAAAAAAGGAGAAUGUUUAGGUGGGCAAAGAAGGUAAAUGUAAUUAGACCAAAAUCUGAAAGUUGACAGACCCACUUCAAAUAUAGUCUGUUACUCUCUAUAAUAUUGUUUUUGGAAACGUCAUUCCAGUGAAGAUUUUCAUCUUUAUUUUUUAUCCUUUCCUAAAUUUAGGAUGGAUUCAUCGGGUUUGGAGGCAACGUGACAAGACAGCAGGUGAAGGAAAAAGCCAAGUGGUAUAUUACAGACUUCGAGGAGCUGUUGAGAGAACUAGACAGCGACAGUAUCAAAAUGAAUCACAAUGAUAUAUUUUACUAGUAUUGUUACAGGGAUUAGUUACAUUUGUCUUGUCUUCUUCAGAUAUCUGGUCUAGAUCACCUCCCUUUCCACUUUAUUUUUUAAUUCAGUGUAGAACACAAAGGUGCUUAUAUAAUUGUGUCCUUUUAUAUUUACGGUAGUUUUUGAACAAAUAGAAUGGCUAUACUAUUCUCCUAUUCCUAGACUUAACAAAUUACUCACUAAUUAUAUUAGUGUCUUUAGACUAAUUUACCCAUUAUAUAUUUUCUCUCUCAUGAUCUAAGUUGGACUAUAUUUUUAUUAUAAUAUUACACCUGCAGAAGUAUUUUCACUCCAAAUGCAACACGCUCCAUUAACUCUUUGCUCUACAAGAAAGUCAGAAUACUAUGAGAAUUGGUCCUUCCUAAAGUGUCUUUGGAUUUUAUUUACCCUUCCUCUGCGGAGUUGGUCAUCUUUGAGUUAUCUUUUGAUCAUAAACACUGCUUAUCGAUUAAGGUCAUGCACAAUAUAAAGGUCUUAAACUGUCCCAGCAUGCAUUUAUUUUGAGAUGCUUGAUCAAGAUGUUCAGAUUAAUGAACUUGCACUGGUUCUUGAUAUCCUGCAUGGUCUUUCGACCGUGCAGUUAAUGUUUGGAAAAGCAACAUUUGCAGCUAAAGAGAACCUAAAGAUGGCCUCCUCCAUUUAGCAAGGAUUAGCAGGGAAGCUAAGUAUUAGCUUAAAAGUAUCCAUUAUAAAAUAAUGUAUACUGGGCCUAUAUUCAAGGUAAUACUUUAUUUUUAAUACGUUUUAAAAAUAAGAAAGUUAAUCCUGAGCUCUGAAAAACUGAAUGCACAUUUUGCAUUGUAUUUAACAUGCAUUCAUUUAGUCAUUUUGGUUUACUUAGCUCUAGUGGUGUGUGCAAGAACCUAAAGCACUUUUAUUUGUGUUGUUUGAGAGUUGGAUGUAUGUAAUAGACUGUAUCACUUUUCACAUUGCUUUAAGCAGAUGCUAUUAAGUUGACAUACUUAUGUUAAAUGUUUUCCUUAUCUCCACUAUUGUGGAUGCAUUAUUUCAUUUGAUCAACUGAACCAACUCUAAAGACCCCUCUAUCCCUGACUGUGAAAUGAUGUCUCUCACGUUCCUUAGUUGGCAUUAAGGAUCAAUGAGAGGAAAUGACCGUGCUAAUUUAUUCUAGGGCAGCCCACAUAAAUCAUUGCUUACAACAUUUUGAUUUAAUUGCUAAACUGAGAAUUGUACAUUUGAGAUCAAACCUGGAAACUAGUCUUGAAACUUGGCUAUUAGGCAAUUUUAGUUUAGCAAAUAAAUUCCAUUAUUUUUGUAGUAACAUUUGGCUAAUCACAUCAAGGGGACGAUAUACUGCACUUCCAACUUUGAAUUUUUUGCUGAGCCAGCCAAUAAAAAUCAACUUCCUGUUAGCAGGACAGGCUGUGAUGAUGACAUCACUACCAUUAACUUCAAACACACUCUUGAGGGAAGCGUGACUGAAAAGAAGAAUAAAUAGGGAUGUAAUGUUUUAGAACAUCUUCACUACAACUAUUUGUGAGCAAAGUUUUUUUUUUUUUUUUUUCUUAACGUUUUUGUAAUUUUUACACAAUCUGUGGAAAACUGAAAUGCCUAUAUGUCAAAUCAUCGACAUUAUCUGAUAUUGGCCAAGCAUUAUCAAUCCUUCCAGCUGGCAUUUGGCCAUAACCAAACAUAUUUAGAGCCUGCUCUGCUCGGUUCUUUUUUUUUUUUUUUUAAUAGUGUUUGUAUGUAAUGAACAAAGACAGUAGUACUCACUAAGGUGAGAGUUUUUAGAAUUCAACAUGUAUGUCAAAUUCUAAGACAACAUAGCUCAACUGAAAAAUUGUGAUUUAACCAUUGGCAGAACUAGUUGAGACAAUCCUGGUGCAGUAAAUGUUUUUGGGGCCCCAAUCUAGUGCAAUGGUGGACAAAAAGCUAGAUCUUCAACUGUUGUGUAACUCACACAACAAAGUGUGUGUGUGGGGUGGGGUGAGGGGGACGUAGCAGUUAAAGGUUUGUUAAAUGCACACAAUGGUUUAAAAUGGGGUUAAGAAGCACCAGGGAUAUGGGGACUAAAAGGCAAACAAUGAUGUAAUGGUGGGUUAAGAGGCACAGAAAUGGUAAAAGCUGGUUAGGAGACACACAAGAUGGUGAGGCAUACCAGGUUUAUAAACUGGGGGAGAUAAGGGGCACACGAGGGGUAAAAAGUGGAUUAAGAGGCACAUAAAAGCUAAAAGACGGAUUUAAGAGAAACACGAUGUAAGAGGAGGUUAAGAGAUACAAAGGGGAAAGAGGGGAUAAAAGACACAAUAGGCUUAGAGGGGUAAAGAUACAUACUAGGGGAUGAGGGGUUUUAAGAGACAUAAGGAGUAAGGGGGAGACACACAAAGGUAAGCAAGUAUAAAAGAGACAAUAGCUGUAAGGGGGUGAGGAGAGAAUGAGAGGGGUUAGGAGGCACAGACAAGGAGGGUGUCAUCAUACUAUCCCACCCAGGUUUUAACCUAGGUACUCCUCUGAGUGUUGGCUAUUUAACUUUUGAAUGCAGGUGUACAUUUAUGUGUAGCAUUGGAAUUUGAAUGCAGGAGUGUAUUUGUGUAUAGUGCUGGCAUUUGAUUGCUGGGAUGUAUGGACAUACACUGCCAUACACACAUAACGACACAGAUACACUGACACACACAUAAUCCAUCAGUAAACAUAAAUAAACUAGGGAUUUUUUUUUUUUAAUUUUAUCCAAUUCGACUAUAGUGUACUCAAAUUUUAAAUUCACUUUGAAUUCUUGACAGAGCACACUUAAGUGAACAUUGUAAGUUAAUUAUGUACUUUCUUGGCUUGUAGCUUGCCAGUCUAAUAUAUAACUGAACUGUGCUGGCAUAUGCUUAGCUUGAGCUUGCGCCAAAAGUAUAUCAACAAGCAGUGUUAGUGGGUCUCAAACAAUUGACCGCAAAAGAAUCACAAAUAUUGCUGUUGCCAAAAAAUAUUUUACUACAUAUACUUAUACUACAGGGCCGUUGAAUGCUUCGAUCUGAUUGGUUGACGAACGUUCUAAGGUGUGCAUUAUUUUCAGGGAGACGCACGGCUAAAGUAGUUACAGACAGGUCUUGACCGCAUUACAGUUGCGUAAGAAAUUAGUCCUACAUACAAGAGCGUUUUAAUGACAAAAACUUGACAAAUGCCUUGAAAUACAUCAUCUGAACAAUGUUUCGAGGUGUGGUAACUGUAGUAUAAGCGGAAUAAUUGACUCCAGGCCGUUGAAUUAUUAGAAAAAAAUAAUGCACACCCGAGGUGUAACGGCUACUCCGCUUCGCAUCGUGACCGCAUUACCACCUGUGGUGUGCAUUAUUUUUCUAAUAAUUCAACGGUCUGUCAUCAAUUAUUCCUUACAUACUGUAUACGCACAAAUAUGUAUAGAAAAAUGCACGGUUGAUUGUGAAACUAAAUCUUUUUCCUGUGGGUUAAACUUUGUGUUGAUGCCCAAGAUUAUACUUUAUUUUUUUGCUCUUUCUAAUUCAGACAAUUCUGUCUUUAAUAUAUUAGUAAUAAAAUAAUCUUAAUUUAUAAUUUGCUUGUCUUUUUUUAUACUUUUCCUGCAAAACUUGCAAAAAAAUAAAAAAUCAAAACUCAUAUGAAACAGACUGUUUGUUUGUUUUUUAAACUCCUAGGUUGUACCCUUCCAUUUUCUUAUCAAUCUAACUUUUCUUUAGACAUUGCAUAGUACAGUACAAUAAAGAAAAAAGGAGCUGUUUCAGAUAAACACAUGUCAAAGAAACUGUCAUUAGAUAUACUCCUG